AUAAUCUGAAAGGUCAUUCUUUUACGGCGGUUGUUUGAACACUGCCGCAAAUAUAUUCUGCAUUUUUUUAAUUCCCUCUAAAAAAAAUUGGAUUCUCUCCAAUUAAUUUGUUAAAUGACAUCGUGUUUCACCUAUUUAUCCUAAUUGAUUAGUUUUUCCUUCUAUAUCAAGUUCUGUUGAAGAGUCAGCAGUGAAACUCCAGCGUCAGAGGUCGUUCGAAGCACCAUUGCUGCACUGCAGCACCAUUGUCAAAGGAAAACACUGAGUACACGGGGAGCUGUCUUGAGCUGAUAGCUUCCUUGAUGGGGAUGGUGCAGAGGAGGGAGACGCUGUUUGGUCUCCACGAUAUCCAGAUCCCAUCUGUACCGCUGGCUCCGGUGGCUGCAGCUGCAACAGCAGCAGCAGCAGUUACAACAGCAGCAGCAGCAGCACCGGCACCGGCAGUACCUCCUCUAGUAGCAGGGAGGAGAGGCAGGGACAGGGGCACCCGAGGCCAGAGCAGCCCUUCAAAGCCCAUCUUGAGUGAUGACGAUGCUGAGACUAGUGAUUCUGAGAAGGUAGCGAGUCGGCAUUCGGAGUCAUCCGAGAGUGGAGAUGGUGAUGCUAGUUAGGGAUCCGAUAGCAGAGGUGUUGAUGCUGCGGACUUUGAGGCAGAGAGCGGAGAGGAUACCGGCUCGGGUUUUGGUUCAAAGAUUGAUUUGGACAACGGUGCCGAUGAAGAUAGUGCCCCCAAGUCCUCUCCUCCGAGGAAGAGGACGAAGAGGGCCUCUCGAGCCUGAGUCGAUUGGCGUUGAUUUUUUUUGUACUUUGCUUAGUUUCUUUUUGUUUGGUAGCAUUAGCAAAUGUAUAGUUUCAAAUAGGUUUAUUUUGCUUUGAAACUUGUACUCUUUUUUUGUAAAAAUCAUGAUCGGAAUAAAACCUUGUAGUUU
Molecule: messenger RNA, 929 nt
Organism: Camellia sinensis
Lineage: Eukaryota; Viridiplantae; Streptophyta; Magnoliopsida; Ericales; Theaceae
Source: RefSeq, a predicted model, not a curated record